Messenger RNA from Felis catus (domestic cat), 2970 nucleotides. RefSeq names its product FAST kinase domains 3 (gene FASTKD3). Gene Ontology annotation, cellular component: mitochondrial matrix; ribonucleoprotein granule. Bases 795 to 2777 code for a protein of 660 amino acids. Gene Ontology annotation, biological process: mitochondrial RNA processing; regulation of mitochondrial mRNA stability. Lineage: Eukaryota; Metazoa; Chordata; Mammalia; Carnivora; Felidae. Gene Ontology annotation, molecular function: RNA binding. The transcript has 7 exons. The record is from RefSeq and is a predicted model, not a curated record.
CCUCCGCUGCUCUCCAGCCGCCGCCGCCUCCCUCCCGGUGCUUUAUCGAAGGUCCCUAGACGUCGGGUUUGGGGCGUCCGGCGCGUGGGUUCCUUUCAUUCCAAGGAGGACCGGGUCCCCGGGGCGCCCCGUCCCCUCUGGCGCGCGCACUCCUGUUCCCAAAUCUCACACGGGGUGUUUAGAUCUGGACGGACCGCCCACCUUCUUCCUUUACACGCCCGCCUCCUUUAUCUUCUUUUAAAUCCUACAUUUUCCCUCUUUGCCAAGCUAGAUCCUUUUCUUCCUUACCACUGGCCAGGUCUUUACUCCGAGCAGAAACCAACGCCUCAGGGCUUCUUAAACGUGGUUUUUGACCUUUGCUUUGCGUGGACCUAUAGGAAUUUUGGCCAUUUUAACCCGUUGCUCCUUUUGAGUCAGUUUAACGAAACGCAGUGCCUUCCGUCGACCCAACACGUAACAUGUAGGAGGCGUGUUUCGGAUCUGGACUGCCCGAGGGGAAUCCCAGCACCGCCACUUACUGUGUCCAGCUUGGAAGCUGGACAGAAAACCGAGGGCAUCAGUUUCCUCGACUAUAAAAUGACACCAGAAGUACUUCAUUUAUUGAGCUGUUGUGAGGGCUAAGCUCUAGGGGGCACAACAGUGCAUAGAAACCAUAGCGAUUAUCAUCCUUGGGUGCCAGCCACGUUUCUAAGCUGUGGGAUGCUGCGACUGAUCUCGGGGUGCUUGUGUUUCAGUGGGGGAACUUUUGUGUGUCGUUUCUUUUAGAAGUCAAGAGGAGUUGAGAAUCUGAUGGCAUGGCUUUGAUUACCUUGCGGAGGAACCUUUACCAUUUAUCCGAUUUUCGGAUGCAUGGAGCGCUGGCCGCUCUGAAAAAUCACCCCGUAAACCAUGUUCGCAAGAUGGUCAAGGGGCGUCUGUGUCCGUGGUUCCCUUCACUACAACCCGAGCCUUGCAGGGUCAGGUUCCAUCAUGCCUGUUGUAAAAAGUUCCACUCGGAAAACGGAGACGCCCUGCAUCCACUUGGUGAGCCAGUGUUCUCUCAAGCACACGAUUGGGCUGGGCCUGAACAAAAUCCUGAAAGCCUGGACGAACAGAUGUUUUACAGGAGACUCAACGACUUGGAUUCCUCAGCAGACGUGUUACAUUUUAUAGGCACGCUGCAACCUUUGCCUGAUAGCCUGGCAGCAGGAGCCUUGCAACGGAUCUGUGAAGUGGAAAAAAAAGAUGGCAAUCACAAGCUGCCAAAAGGAAUACUAGAGAAUGGUGUCUUUCAAGAUUUAUGCGUUCGGUUUGAGCAGGAAUCCCCGAGUCUGUCGGACACUGCUUUGGUGACUGCUCUGCAAGCUCUGAGUCUGUUGUACGUGGGCCCUCAGAGUAACUUGUUACUAAACCUGGUGGCAGAAAGCCGCCAUCGUGUCAAGAGAGGUGGCCUGGAAGUCCGCAGUCUCUGUAUCCUUGGGGAAAGUCUGAUUAGACUGCAGGGUCCGGGCGAUGAGACACUAGAACUGAUUAUAUAUCAACUGCAAGGGGAAAAAUUGGAAACAUUUGCCCCUGAGGAUAUUGUGGCCCUUUACAGAAUACUGCAGGCAUGUGCUGAAAAAGUGGACCGACACCAAGCGUUUCUAAACAAGAUAAACAGCUUUUCCCUGUCGGUCGUUUCCACCUUGAGUCCUACGCUGAUGAGUCAAAUGCUCACUGCCCUAGUGGCUCUUGAUCAAACUCAAGCACUUCCUCUGGUUAUAAAAUUGGGAAAAUACGCUGUGAGGCAUAUCCCUCAUUUUACUCAUGAAGAGCUCAGAAAAGUCCUGGAGGCUUUCAUUUACUUUGGGCACAAUGACCGAUUUUUUACAACAGCCCUGGAGCGACACGUGGCCUCACUGUGUCUCACUUUGGAUCCUGAGGUCAUCAGCACAGUCACGGAGUACUGCGGUAGGAAACAGAUUCUUUCAAGACCCAUCUUCGAUGCGGUGGCGGAAACUUUUGUUGGCCAGUCGGAGAAAUUUUCACCUCGUCAGGUUUCCGAGUUAAUUGAACCGUUUGGAAAACUCAAUUAUUUGCCACCGAACGCUUCUGCUUUAUUCAGAAAGCUAGAAAACCUGUUACUCACUCGUUUCGAUUAUUUUCCACCCAAAACGUUAUUGAAAAUUCUCCAUUCGUGUUCACUCAUCGAAUGCCAUCCGGUCAACUUUAUGGCAAAAAUAUUCAGCCCUUAUUUUCUUCAACAGCUGCAAGGGGAAGAAUCGUCCGUGGACAGACUGAGCCUCGCACAGCUGACCCAACUGUUCCUAACCUCAGUGCUAGAAUGCCCUUUCUAUAAGGGUCGGAAACUUCUUCCUAAAUACCAAGUGAGGUCAUUUCUUACUCCGUGCUGUUCUCUGGAGACGCCUGUGGAUUUUCAGCUUUACAAAUCUGUGAGGAUUGGACUGAUUGACCUUCUGGGCGCAAGAAUGUAUUUUGCUUCAAAAGUGUUAACGCCCUAUUGUUAUACAAUAGAUGUGGAAAUUAAAUUAGACGAAGAAGGAUUAGUAUUGCCAUUUACGAUUGAUGAAGAUGUGCAUAAAAGGUUAGCACUAUGCAUUGAUGAUCCAAAAAGAUUUUCUCUGAAUAGCAGACACUUACUGGGAAAGGAAGCUAUUAAACAGAGACACCUGCGCCUUCUUGGUUAUCAGGUUGUUCAGAUCCCCUAUUAUGAGAUUGAGAUGCUAAAAUCAAGAGUUGAAUUGGUGGAAUAUUUGCAGAGAAAACUAUUUCCUCACAACGUGGGCAUUCGUUGGUAACAAGAAGGAAUACUGGCUUCAGGACUCGGUGAACCAACUUGUGUUUUCUUGGGACUCGGUACAAAGAGGGACGUAAAAGGGUGGAAGUUGUGAGUUGGCCGUGAUCCGGAAAGGGUCUGUGGUUUUCCUUAUACCGUGUAUACGCUUACCAGUGGUAAAUUUAAAAUAAAUUUUUAUUUUUAUUUUUAUUUAA